CACUCAUUCUGUAACGUUAACACCACAACAAACAUCUUCACUAAAACAAAAAAAACAACAUAUUAUCCUUUCACUUUUCUUCAAUAAAUAUGACUAAAUUAAUGAUAUGUAUAUUAGCCAUACUUUUUAUGGCAGCAGCAGUAACAGCUUCUAGCUUUCGUACUACAAUUACCAUAGCUGAUAACCCAAUGGGAGAAAUGUCUCAACGUUGCGAGCAGCAAUUUCAAAGGGCACAGAACUUACGUACUUGUGAUGAUUAUUUAAGACAAAGCAGCAAAUUCCCUGAGGAAAUUAUGUUAAUGAACCAACAAGAUGGAGACUGGCGCCAAUCAUUCCCAAGGUGCUGUGAGGAGUUGGAACAGAUGGAAGACGAGGAAUGUAGGUGCGAGGGGCUAACACAAAUAAUCCAUCAGGAGCAACAGGCUGCAGUGUUGCAGGGAAGGGAAAGGGCUGAGGCUUUUCAGACUGCACAAGCCCUUCCUGGUUUAUGCCGCAUUCCACCUCGCCAUUGCAGUAUUCCAAGUCUCAGUACAGCUCAUCGUCAACAUGCCUUCAUCGACAUGCCUGUUGCAGCUGUAGUUUUCAACAUGGCUAGAGUAAUGAUCCUUGGAGCCAUUUCUUUAGCCAUCCUUCUCAUGGCAGCUACAGUUUCUUCCUCUCGUUUCACCAUCACCAUUGCUGAAGAGGCUGAGAAUCCCCAGACUCGAAGCUGCCAGCAGCAAAUCCAGCAGGCACAACAGCUAAGUUCUUGCCAACAGUAUCUAAAACAGAGGACUCAAUCCUAUGAAGAACCAGAAAACCAACAAAGGCCAGACGUACAACGUUGUUGCCAGCAACUGCAACAGGUACAAGAUCCACAAUGUCGUUGUGAAGGAAUAAGGCAAGUGUUUCAACAAGAGCAACAACGUGGUGAAUUACAAGGCAGAGAAAGGCAACAAAUGCUUCAAACUGCACAAAAUUUGCCUGGUUUAUGCAAACUUAGUCCACAGAGAUGUGAGAUACAAACUAUGGCAUGGUUUUAAUUUUGUAAUAACUAAUAAGCUAAGGCAUGUUAUUAAUUUGCAGAAAUAUGCAAAUUAUAUAUUAGCCUUUAUGUUUGUAAUGGUCUUUUAAUAAAAGAGUUUUGUAUGAACUCGUAGUACUAAUAAAAUAGUUACGCCUUGUGGUGUGAUUUUGGUGUUA
Messenger RNA from Capsicum annuum, 1182 nucleotides. RefSeq names its product 2S seed storage albumin protein. The transcript is spliced from 5 exons. Gene Ontology annotation, molecular function: nutrient reservoir activity. The record is from RefSeq and is a predicted model, not a curated record. The coding region runs from base 90 to 1022 and encodes 310 amino acids. Lineage: Eukaryota; Viridiplantae; Streptophyta; Magnoliopsida; Solanales; Solanaceae.